ACACCCAAGAGCUUCCCGAUUGCAGUGGCUUCUCUUCGUUCGCUGCCCAUACCCAGAAGAAAGCGGGGACGUGCCGGAGCUGGGGAAUCGUUGGACACUUCCGAAUCGCCAAAAAUAUAACUUGAACAAACCUCAGUGCUUAUCGAGAGUACCUGUGACAAAUUUUAAUCAUACAUUUCAACAUUUGAACUAAUACGCAAAAAUGUCCUGGCAAAGCUACGUGGAUAACCUGAUGGCCGAUGGCAGCUGCCAGGACUCCGCCAUUGUUGGGUACACGGACGCCAAAUACGUCUGGGCAUCGGUUGCCGAUGGUACUUUUGGCAACAUGUCGAUUGAGGAGAUUGACAUCUUAAUAGGAAAGGACCGGGAGGGAUUUUUCACCGGAGGGCUGACCCUAGGCCAAAAGAAGUGCUCCGUCAUCAGAGACAGCCUCCAUGUCGAUGGCGACUGGACAAUGGACAUCAGGACAAAGAGUCAAGGAGGAGAGCCAACAUACAACAUUUCCGUAGGCAAAGCCGGCAAAGCAUUGGUUUUAAUCAUGGGAAAGGAUGGUGUCCAUGGAGGGCAACUCAACAAGAAAGCGUUUCUAAUGACUGAGUACCUGAGGAAGUCUGGAUACUAAGUCAACCUCUGCUAGCCACCUAGCAGAAUCACCCUUACCACCCUGUUGCGUUUCACAGUACUUCCACUUUUAUAGUUGGUAGUUGCUUCUUUAUUUUAUUUUUUCUUCCCUCCCCCUCCCCCCCAUCCGAUUUUGUCCCCCAUUUUGCAUUCUGCUGUUUAUUUUUAUUUUUUCCUCUUUCUCGGUCAUCUGUAUGCAUUCACACUACUCCUAUCCCAUUCUAGCACUACUAUUGCACCAUAGUUAAAGAUGAGCAUGUUGUUAACAGGACAUUGACAAAAUCUGUACUUACGGAACACCUGCACCAUGCAGGCCAAACACUCAGUGCAAAAACUCUAAACCAAGUUAAGGAAACCAAUUUUUGUUAUGAAGAACUGAGAUUUUGUGUGGUGGUGCCAGGUAGUUCAGUGUCCCCCCCCCUCCCUGAACGGCCGAUGCCUUUUUGAAGCACUUGAGCGGUAAACCAAGCUCAUAUUGUCUUCCUUUUUCUAGAGCAUGUCUGGGAGGGGAAACGGCAUGCAUAUCUUUUAAGUCCACUGUUGUUCUCCCCGCCCUAUCCCCUCCCCUGCUCCCUAGUAACUCCUGCCAAAUGUCUGUACCGUACCCCGACCCCCCCCCCCCCCCCCCCCAUCCUGUUCGUCCAUAGUAAUUGACACUCCAUCACUACACAGGAGACACAACUCUCCUCCAUUAACCAACCACUACACCCUGGUCCCCCCCGCCCCCCCCCCCCCUUCUGCUCUCAACCUCACUACUCUGUACUGAAUGAUUUGAGGGUGGGGGGGGUUGUGCUUGGAUGCAGUCCUGACAUGCUAUCAGUUUUGGGUAUUGAUUUGAGUCGAAUGGCAAAAGAAGCCCAGCCGGUUGAGAUGAUGCAGGUAGAAGCUCCUCCCUAGCCCUCAUGAUCUCCCUGACUACAUGAACCCCAUGGACAUUCCAUCGUUACAAUGGCUCAGGCACUUAAACUAUUGUUUGCCAGCUCCUGUAAUAUAUUGUAAGUUUUUUUUUUUUAAGGCUGCCAUUUUGGACAGUAGAUAUCCCAGCAUAACCACCUGGAGUGUGUCCAGUUAGAUUUCUUUUUUUCAUAGGACCAAUUUUAGUCACAGUUUGGGUAUAUAUACAAUUGCUCUAAAUCAUUGGAAAAGUGACUGCUAGACUCACGUUUCUGCAAAACUACACUAACAUAAACCACACUACAACAGUAAAACAGCUGUGGGGCAGGAGAGUGGAGGGAUUGUCGUUGAAGGUCUCUUUUUUUUUUUUUUUUUUUUAAAGAAAUGAAUUACUGCAUUUUGUAAACCCAUGCUGUGUAAAGAAACAAAACUGUGGAAUAAAUUGCCUUUCUCUCUAGUCAUCACCUAAGAUGUGGUUAUCAAACUGUCUGUUCAAGCUUGGUACUAAAUGUAAUGUCCAAUUGAAAAGAACUUCAAAAGAUUACGUAGAAAUGACACUAAAUUGUAACGGGAGAUGGGAUUGGUUGGAAUAAGAACACUGGUUGUCUUGUGGAAACGUAAUAUACAAAACCUGUGUAUCCUGUGCCAUAAUGUGGAGCGAAAUCUGUUGCUAUUGUGAGAUGGAUUUUACCUGCUGCCCCAAAAGGAGUCAUUUCAUGGGCACUUUCUAGGGAUGUUUUAGCAUCAGCUCCAAUGUUCAGGCCUUGUGGGAUGUGUGUACUGAUUAAAAUCCUGUUUGCUGA
Messenger RNA from Osmerus eperlanus (European smelt), 2318 nucleotides. RefSeq names its product profilin-2-like. Lineage: Eukaryota; Metazoa; Chordata; Actinopteri; Osmeriformes; Osmeridae. The record is from RefSeq and is a predicted model, not a curated record. Gene Ontology annotation, biological process: actin cytoskeleton organization; regulation of actin filament polymerization; positive regulation of actin filament bundle assembly. The coding region runs from base 203 to 622 and encodes 139 amino acids. Gene Ontology annotation, molecular function: actin binding. The transcript is spliced from 3 exons. Gene Ontology annotation, cellular component: cytoplasm.